This is a messenger RNA of Paramecium pentaurelia, 2861 nucleotides long. The record is from the annotation of a GenBank genome assembly. NCBI's taxonomy places the organism in Eukaryota, Ciliophora, Oligohymenophorea, Peniculida, Parameciidae.
AUGGAAUAAUAAGUUAAUUAACUAUCUUGGAAGGUUCAACAAAAUCCUAAAGAAUUGGAUUUAUCGUACUGUGUGUUUUUAUAAGACAUUGAAUUCAUAACUUAUUUAAAAUCACCAUAAGCUAAAUAAAUGCAAUCAUUAAAUUUAUCACAUACUCUAUUAUCAGAUGCUUCUCUUUUACAAUUAAGUUUUUUAGACUCAAAAUCUUUGAAGUUUUUGAACUUAAGUUAUUGUGUAAAUUUUACAGAAGGGGCAAUUGUCAAUUUAUUAAACUCUGAAACUAUUGUUAAUGUAGAAGUUCUUGAUUUAUCAGGUAAUUAAUUAUCUGAUGUGUGUUUAAAGUUUGUAUUAUAACCAAAUAAAAUGAAAUACUUGGCAUCAAUUAUUUUAAACGAUAUAGUAUUAAUUUAUAUUGAUAUAUCACUUAGAAAAAAGGACAACAAGGUUUUUCGUAUAAGCUUUUUGAAAUACUCUCCUAAACUAAUCUCAAUAAGAGUUUAUUAAAUCUUAGUGUAGGCAAUUCCUUUGUAUAACCUGAUCAAUUAUAAAUGACUAAAGCACAAACAAUAAUGAAUACCUUUUUUAAUCGAAUUAUGAAAGAAGAUCAUACGUAAUUGUGAAAUUGUAUAUUUUAGUUAUUUUUAUCAAUUAAGCUUGAAGGGCACCUCUAUUUAAACUUUAACACUUUUUAAAUGCGAAUUACUUACUAAUAAAUUCAUUAAAAUGCUUUGUAGAAACAUUAUAUUUCUAAGUUCUAUCAAAGUAUUAAAUAUUGGUCAUUGCAAAUUAUUGACAGACAAAAUUUGUUAUUACUUAUCUGAAGCAGGUGCAUCUGUGUAAAAAUUAGUAGAUUUAGAAUUAUUGGGAUUAAACAUUACAUCUGAUGGUUUAGACAAAAUAAUAAAAAGUAAAUCCCUUAAACUCAAUCAUCUUGGAUUAGCCAUGUGCGAAGAUAUAUAAUCGGAUGCUAUAAAAACAUUAAUGGAUUCUAAAUUUGGUAAAACAUUGACUUCUUUAGAAGUAUCAGGAUCUUACUCAUAAAAAAGUUAAAUUGUUGGAUUGUUUUCAUAGGAAUAAAUCAUUUGGAAAGAUUUUAAUCUUAAAACUAUAUAUAUUGAACUCUUUUUAGAUUAAGGGUGUUAUUAUCAACAUGUUGGAAAAUAAUAACUUUAAUUUCAAAAAUAACAAUAACUAAAUUAAAAUUUAAGUCAAUUAGAUCCAUAUUAUAAGACAUUUUUCGAAACACAUAUGUAUACAAUUAUUGAUUAAAUAAUUUUCAUUAAAAAAAUAAAAGUUGUUAUAAAAGUUCAGUAUACUGAUGAAGAUUUAAUUGCAUAAUAUUUAACUAAUUUUAUUGAAUAAAAUAAUCUUUUAGAUAAUUUAUUAACGAAUGAUAAUUAAUUAUUUGUCAACAAUCUUUGCAUAUUAUCAUAUGUUUUAUAAUCAAUAACAAAAGCUUCAGCUAAAAUUUAUGAUGUGGAAGAAAGAUAUUAAUAAAAUAAUUAAAUAUCUAUAAUUCAGAUAAAUUACCUUGAUCCCAUAGAAAAAGAAAAAAUAAAUGUCUCUCAAAUAAGAAAUUUGGUUUUAAUGAAGUAAGAUUUGUUAAGAGAUGAAGAUUUAGCUUUAGUAGGAAGAUAUUCAGAGACAAUUUUUUCAUAAUUAUCAUAUAUUUAAAUCAAAGGUAACAUUUAAUUCUCAUAAAGGUUGUAAACAAAUAACUAUUAAAGGAUUACAAUAAUUAGGAGAAAGAUUACUUCAUCAAUUAUAAUUUCUAGAUGUUAGAAAAACAUAAAUUAAAUUAAGUGAAUACUCUCAAAUACUAAACGAUUUUAUCAAUCUCACUUCAUUUAAUAAUAAUAAAAUUCAACUUGAUUUUAAUUAAGUAAAUUUGUUUUAUAUAAUAGAAAAAUACGAAAGAUGAUCUUGUUUAAUGGUUAAAUUUACUUUUCAGAUUGCUAUCCUUAAAGAAAUUAAGUAUAAAGAAUACAAAUAAAUAAUCAAUUUUUAAUAUGUUUUUAAUGAGGUUUGUGGCUUAAAUGGUAAAAAACAAUCAUUUAUCAAUGAAAAAAUUAUAUUUAUAAUGUUUUUUAAACAUUGCUGAUUUGUAAUAAUUAAUUUUAAAUUAGUCAAUUAUACUCAGAAGAAAGCCUAACUGAAUUAUGUGAAAGCAUUUAAUUAAGUUUCAAUAUAAAAACAUUUUAUUUGGAGAUUUCUGGAUUAAUUAAGCAUUAAUUUAUAAUUGAUGUUUUUAACACUUUAAUUAAUACAUAAAUUACUAAUUUAAAUUUAUAACUUGAAAAGUAUAUUAUUUCUGUAUUAUAGAUAAAAGUUGUAAUAUUAUUGAUGAAAUCUUCAUUAAUAAAUAAACUAGUAUCCAUUAUUUCAAAGCACUAGAAUUCAGCACUUCCAAUUUAACUUAACUUGAUAUUAUUCUAUACAAUACUUAAUAAUUGGAAGAUUUAACAGCUGUAUUGUCUCUUAAUGAAAAUAAAAUAGAUAGUUUAAUUUAUCUUUUUUAAAAUAACUAAUUAAUUAACCUAAAAAUUGAAUUACAACAAGCAAAAAUAGAAUAAUUUUUAGAUAUUUUAAUAGCAAUCAACCCUGAAAAAAUAAAAACAGCAGAAUUUAUUAUAAAUAAGUAACAAUAAUAUACAUAUUAGUAUUUUAAUCAAUGAAAUUUUUUUACAAAAACUCUAAGAAUUUCUACUUAAAUGUAAAAGAUUGAUUGAAUUUACAAUAUCGAUGAUUGGGUAAUUAUAUUAUAUAUUUUAAGAUGUGGAUGUACUAAAUAAAUGAUGGAUAAAUAUUUUAAAAGCAACUUAUAAAUUUUUAAAAUUCCAUAACUGAAAUUUUAUUAUUGA